UGGCCUGCGCCGUGCGUAGCCCUGUUUACGCGGGAUCAAAACUUUAUACAGUUUGUGCCUUCGAAAAAUAACAAAUACAUAUACCGAUACCGCGCACAACUCAAGCCUUGCUGACCCGCGUUCGAGCGAUUUGAUGCCGUGAUGACACAAGAGGAGGAUAUCAUCCGGAUCGCGAAAAAACUGGACAAGAUGGUGUCUAGAAAUAGCACGGAAGGGGCCCUGGACCUGCUGAAGGAGCUGAGGAACUUCAGUAUGACGCUUAAACUCCUCCAGGAAACAAGGAUUGGCAUGUCUGUGAAUGGUAUCCGGAAGCACUGUACAGAUGAAGAGGUCAUUAGCUUGGCAAAGGCCCUUAUUAAAGACUGGAAAAGACUUCUGGAUUCGGGUCAGUCUCAGAAUGAGAAGCUAAUUGAAAUGAAGAAUGGUUUUGGUUCGAGCAAAACAGCGGUGUCCCCAAGCCACUCACCCUCUGAGAAACAAAGCAGUCACAGGAGGGCGGAUGUUGAAAUAAAACAUGACUUAUAUCUCGAAAAGAAACAUACCGAUAGAAGCAGAGAAGAAAAACACAAAGAGGAAAACAAGAACAAAAAGGGACCCGGCGAGGUGAAGAAAGAGAGACACAUGGACGAGUCCAGAAAUGCAACACACCUGGACGAGCCCCCGAACGAGAAGCACGCGGAAAUCAGAGGGGAGCGGCCUUCGGAGGAACACGGAAAAUACCGAGUCACAGGAGCGCCGAAGCAGGAUGGACAAGCGGAUCACAAAAAAGAGAGACCUGUCCACAACCCGCCGGGCAAAAAGCACGGGCAAGAGCCGAGGAAAGAAAAACCGCUGGAGGAAUCCAGAAAGGUGAGACACUUGGAAGAGCCCAAAAGGGAUAGACACCCCAGGGAACCAACAAAGCACAGACAGGAGGAGGACGUCAGAAAAAGCAAACACACAGGAGUCCUCAGGAAAGACGAGCAGACGGAGGGGCACAGGGCUGAGAGGCCGGUUAACGGACCCCCGUGGGAGAGACCGCUGUACGAACCCCGCAGAGAGAGGCCUUUGUCUGAAUUCCAGAAGGAGAAACCUGCAGACAUUCACAGGCCCAUAUUUGAACGGAAAGCACCACCAGACCCAAAUGCUCCAAUUGCUCCUCUUCCUUUUCAUCUUCAUCCUCCUCCGCAAAGAAAAGAGCCUCCAGACCCCAACGCUCCCAUUCCUCCUCUUCCUCUUCACCUCCACCCCCCUCCGCCUGUCAAGCGUCCCUCGGAGGAUGGGAAAAAGGAGAGAAAAGAGUCUGUGGACUCCAAACCCCCUUCGGUCAAGAAGACGUCAGACCACGUGAAGAAAGAGAGGAAGGACUCGUCGGAUAGUAAAGUGACUAAAAAACCCUCGGCGGAUGCCAAGAAAGAGAGGAAAGAUUCAUCUGAGUCAAAACCGCCACCUCAAAAAAAGCCCAGCUUGGAUGUCAAGAAAGACAAAAGCAGGAAGGACUCCUCUGAUUCGAAACCUGGCCUUCCUGUGAAACGGCAUUCAACUGACACCAAAUCUGACAGGAAGGAGUCCACUGAAUCGAAGACUGACAACUUAUCUGCGGCAAAGAAGCUUACAGGGGAAAGGAGAGAGUCUACCGGCUCCAAGCCCUCUCACCCUGGCCCUCUGCAGAGGAAGUCCUCCACCGACAGUGUUGAAAGGAGAGUGAAAGCUGAUACUCCCAAAACACCCACCACCCCGAGCAGCCCCAUGUCGCCUGGCUUCAGCUCUGCUGGAGGUCCUCUGUCCCCUCGACUGGCCACAGGAGACUCCGUCAGAGACAAGUGCAUUGAGAUGCUGGCUGCUGCCCUGCGCACAGAUAAUGACCAUAAAGAAUUUGGAGCAAACUGCGACGGCAUGGCAGCAGAGAUUGAGGAUCAUAUCUACCAGGAGAUAAAGGCCACUGAUAUGAAGUAUAAGAACAGAGUACGUAGUCGCAUCAGCAACUUGAAGGACCCCAAGAACCCUGGGCUACGCAGGAAUGUCCUUGCAGGAGGCAUCGAACUCAGCCGCAUCGCCUCCAUGACUGCCGAGGAAAUGGCCAGUGAUGAGCUAAAACAGCUGAGGAAUGUUUUGACCCAGGAGGCCAUUAGGGAACACCAGAUGGCCAAAACUGGUGGCACCAGCACAGACCUGCUGCAGUGCAGCAAGUGCAAGAAGAAAAACUGCACAUACAAUCAGGUGCAGACCCGCAGCGCUGAUGAGCCCAUGACCACCUUUGUCCUCUGUAAUGAGUGUGGUAACCGCUGGAAGUUCUGCUGAUGCCUUCCGGCUCGAUGACAGUUUCCCUGAUCACAUCAGACGACUUUUUCUUUAUUCUAUGAGUGAAGGAGAAGACCGUUCUGAAAUAUUGCAGCUGAUGAUUUAACUGAAUGGUAGUGUUUUUAUGAUUUAUACUUGAAUUUUUAAGAUUUUUAAGCAUGUGCUUUAUAAUUGAGACUGAGUCGGGGUUUUCAUGGGCAGGAGGAAUAGCGAGUUUGAUCACAGGGUCAUUUAAUCAACCCUGUUGGGGAGAACGAGUGAUGUCAUGGUGCCUUUAGGGUGGAAAGGUUAUCGAAAAUACAGUUAAUGAGUAAUGUCAUUUUGCAACCAUUCACUUUGUAUAUACCUAAUUCCAUUAAGCCUGCACAAAAUACAGUAGCAACAUCAAGGCUUUCCAAACUGCUCGGUUUAAUAAACAGUUUUGACAUUCAACCUUUUUUUUGUUCGUUUGUCUCAUUGCUUGUACUCCCCAGAAUAUCUUACAUGGACUGUAUGCUGGUCUCGGUGGCUUUCACAUUUCUAGUGAAACUGUAAUGCAGAUAAUUAUGUUUGAUAUGAAAAGGGGUGAUUUUAUUCAUUGUCUGUCGGGAGCAUACCUGAGCGGUUUUUUUUUUGUGGACAAUCUCCAAUGUUGCAAUUUACUGUGAUUUUUUUUAACUUGGUAGCUAGUAAUUGCUAGUUUCGUUGAAUCAUUCAAAUAAACUUGGUCAUGAACAGGAAAAAACUGGAAAUUGAAUACAAAUUAAUAAUUUGCAUUGUAUUUGCAAUGAAUCCAUCUUUCAAGAGGGCCUGAGAUUAAACAUGCAAUUGCUUUGUUGAUAAUUAGUAAUGAAUAUGUGUGUAGGCAUAAAUCAACAUAUUAAGUGGAUGUUAGGAUAACUGAAGCUCAAAUG
Molecule: messenger RNA, 3173 nt
Organism: Lampris incognitus (smalleye Pacific opah)
Lineage: Eukaryota; Metazoa; Chordata; Actinopteri; Lampriformes; Lampridae
Gene: tcea3
Product: transcription elongation factor A (SII), 3
Exons: 19
Coding region: 142-2280 (712 amino acids)
Biological process (GO): DNA-templated transcription; transcription elongation by RNA polymerase II
Cellular component (GO): nucleus
Molecular function (GO): nucleic acid binding; zinc ion binding
Source: RefSeq, a predicted model, not a curated record